AUUGUCAACACAAGGACAAAGAAGGAAGGAAAAGGCAAGCCUAGAGCAGAAAAUAUCUCUCUGGUUUUCUGAAAUUCAGAACCGAACCGAACCAGCAUUUUCAAAAUUUCCGUUUUGAUUAAAACAAAAGCAAAAAUAUCUAACGUGGGAGAAAGAAUCAAUCUGAAUUCUGAAUUAUUUUUUAAAUCUCUUGUUUUGUUUUUGUGUUUCUUUCGUUGGCUUGUACUAGAUCUGCCAGACAGACUAGAGGUUUUCUUUUCCUGAGCAAACCCUGAAUCCAUUCAAUUUCAAACCCUGAAUCCAUUCCAUUUGUAAAGGGGUUGUGAUGGCGGCAGCUGGUAAUGGGGUGUCGAUUUGGUUCAAGAACAAGGUGGUCGAUCCCCUCCUCGAAAUCCUCCGCAGGGGUGCAGAACCUAAGCUGUUGGCCUUCUCUGCAGCUCUUGGCCUUACCAUUGGAUUGUUUCCAAUAUGCGGGACAACUGUGGUUCUGUGUGGAAUGGUAAUUGCAUUGCUGGGAUCGCAUUGCCAUGCUCCAACUGUCAUGCUGGCUAAUGUCCUUGCUACACCAAUAGAGCUGAGUUUGGUUGUACCUUUCUUGCGCUUUGGUGAACUUAUCUCUGGUGGAGCUCAUUUUCCUUUAACUUCUGACGCUUUCAAGAAAGUGUUAACUGGCCAAGCUUCACAUGAGGUCUUAAUAAGUAUUGCGCAUGCGUUGUUGGGAUGGCUUGUUGCAGCUCCCUUAAUUUUUGCAGCUCUGUACAUAGUCUUUUUACCAUGUUUUAAGGUGCUGGUUCCCAAGUUCAGUGCUGUUCCUUUGAGCCCAAAGAAAUCAAUUUCACCCACAGAAGUCAGGCUUAAGGGAAACUGAUGCAUUUCUCUCUAUUGCUCUGCAUCACCGGAUAUAUUGCGGUGCAAGACAUCUCAUUCACGGAAUGGGUAUUAAUGUAUAAUCACAGAGAGAGGGAGAGGGGUUUUCAGCGUUGGGCGCACAAUAAUGGAAUAUGGAUGAAUAUAUAUAUAUAUAUAUAUUUUUUUUUGCAAGUGAAAGUUUAGUUGAUUACUUCCGAACUUCACAAUACUGCCCGUUUUGUAGUCUGUUAACCUUUGUUUUUUUUUAUCAACGUUGACAAAUUACUGUGGGGAACAAAUAAGUAAAUACGAGACUGUUUGGCUAUCUACAGUGUUGCUUGCAAGGAGGAGGAGAAGGAGAUGGCAAUGGAUAAGUAGAAGGGGACAUCUGUUUUAUUAUAUUGUCAAACAUGUUAGAUUUUGCUGAAUAAUAUAUGCUGCUUGUGACA
Messenger RNA from Pyrus x bretschneideri (Chinese white pear), 1298 nucleotides. RefSeq lists its product as uncharacterized. Lineage: Eukaryota; Viridiplantae; Streptophyta; Magnoliopsida; Rosales; Rosaceae. The coding region runs from base 326 to 868 and encodes 180 amino acids. Gene Ontology annotation, cellular component: intracellular membrane-bounded organelle. The record is from RefSeq and is a predicted model, not a curated record. The transcript has 6 exons.